AUGCCUGGGUUGAUGAUCGUCAGCAGGGAUGAAGACCUCGUCAAAUAUUCAUGCAUUCACAGCAAGUUUAUGCUCAGGAUAAAAACAGGUCAGCUCGAGCCUCUUCUGAAGCAAUCUCAGGCGCUGCCCUUGGAGGCGCUGCCCUUGGAGGCGCUGCCCUCGGAGCUUCUGCCCUUGGAGGCCCUGCCCUCUGAUGCGUUACCUCUUGAGGCGCUGAUACGAGAGGACCUCGCCCCACGCCCCACUUGCGACGAUGACGAACAGGCGACUGGUGGCUUUGAGGCGGCUGCGUCCCGCAAGCAGCAGCUCAGCGGCAUCUCGACUGCGCCGUAUCUCGAUAAUCGCAGCGACCCACGCAGCGACGGCAGCAGCAGCGGGGACUGUGAGGUCCCGCUGGUGUUCACCAACGCCGUCCACAUCGCCAUCGACUGCGGCGCAGCAGACGUCCUUCGUCUGUUGCUGAGGUACGGAGUCCCGCCCGACAGACCAGGAGUGCCUGUGGCGUCUGCUGCCCAGCAGACCUCAGCAACCUCCAAGAGUGCCAAGCCAAGUCCCAAGGUGUCCCCAACUGGGUUGGGAUCAGAAGUGUUGGACGAACGUACUCGUGACAUGAAACUUAACUUCAAGCCCGACACUGAGGGCGUGAGCGCCCGGCAGUCUUGCGGCGUGUGGCGUGACCACAGCAAGCGGUCGCCAUGUGAGGCGACCACCGACCUCAGGCCGGAGUUCGAGGAGCGUAAGAUGCGGUACCGGCAGGAGGAGGAACUAAGAAAAAGACAGGCGAUGGCUCCCAAUUACGAUGAGGAAAUCAAGAAAAGAGAAACUGCCAACGAAAAGUUAAGAAGAGACAUUGAGGAAGCCAUGAGAAUACGCGACUUGGAGGAAAAACGUAGAUUGAAAGACGAAGAAGAAGAAGAAAAAAGGAAAGCCCUCGAAGCUGAAGAAGGAAAGGACAAAUUUCGGAGCAAUGGUCGCGAGGAAUUGGAGUCGAUAUCUGAAGGGAACCCCAUGACCAUCCCUGAAGACCCGAGCUUGGAGGACGAGGAGACCGGGCAAGAGAAGCGCGACGGCGACGACAAGAAGACGGUGUCGCGGCGCGUGUCGUGGGUGCCGGAGGUGGCCGAGAAGAGCGCUGGAGGUUCACGGGAGAAGCCGGCCUACAAACGGCGCCACUCCGCUAUCGUGCGACGGGCCGUCGUUACCUUCCAGCGCCAGAGGUCCUUCUCGCUGGACAGUCAGCAGCAACAAGUGCGUGAGACGGACGGCGUGGUGAGCGAAGGCGCCACCGUCAGGUUGACGGACCCUAUUGGCGAGCGCAACCGUUCCCAGCCUCGCUACUUCACCUUCACCCAAGCGCAACCAUGGGAGCCUUCCCGCCCCCCAAACAUGGCGGGCCACCGCAGCGCAAGCAGCCGCUUCAGCUCUCAAGGCCCCGCAGCAGGCGAAGGGUCCGCCAAGCUUCUCAUCCUCAACACGAGCAUCGCUCAGGACCGCCUCACCGUCUGCUGUGAUGGCGGGGGCCGGCGCUCCUUCGCUGAAGUCUACACGCGGGAUCAUCUUUACUCGUUGCCGCCACUAUUCCUGGCCGCGUGUAAAGGCAACACGGCCAUCACUUACCUUCUGCUCAAGUAUGGCGCUGCUGCUCUGGUCGUCGACCCCCUCGGCAACACGCCGCUGCAUCUUGCCGUCUGCCAACGAAGUGUCAAUUGGGAGAGCGUCUUGGACCUGCUCGAGUUCGGUGCUUCCAUCACCCUUAGGAAUAGCAUGGGCACCAGGCCUCUCGAUCUACACAACUCACUUGCCAGGUUACAGGAGCAACUCGUCACCGACUGCUUUGCUGUCUUCGAGCCUCCAACGCGGGCUGAGCCUGAGGCAGAAGCGGCAUCUCAGCGCGAGCAGCAGCAGCCUGCGCCCAAGCAGGCCUCGAGCCUCUUCAAGAGGCUGCAGGGCGUCGCCAGCCGCGACAAAGGCACCUCAGUUAACACUGCUGGAGCUGGGAGUAAAGGCCGCGCCUCAGUACACACCACCAACUCGUCUGCCGGCGCGGGCGGCACUGCGGGUGUUCACUGCAGCUCCGGUGGUCGUGUCUCCUCGGCCGGCGUAGGUGGCACAGCAACCGCCCCGUCAGCCACCAGUGGCGGUGGCAGCAUCGUGGUGGGAGGCGGUGGCAGUGGCACGUCAAGGGACAUGGAUGAACUGAGCCUCGCAUCUACUGAGGCGGUGCUGCAUCCCAGCGGCAGCGUCAGGAGUCGCUCGAGCGUCGUGCAUGACCAGUGUCUGGAGCUGACGCUGGAGGACCUCAGUCAGCUCGGCAACCGACGACGUCUCCGCAAGCUGCACGAGGAGGGCAUGGAAACCGUUUAA
Molecule: messenger RNA, 2364 nt
Organism: Hyalella azteca
Lineage: Eukaryota; Metazoa; Arthropoda; Malacostraca; Amphipoda; Hyalellidae
Exons: 10
Coding region: 1-2364 (787 amino acids)
Molecular function (GO): protein binding
Source: RefSeq, a predicted model, not a curated record